Messenger RNA from Pieris brassicae (large cabbage white), 935 nucleotides. RefSeq lists its product as uncharacterized. The transcript is spliced from 8 exons. The coding region runs from base 99 to 743 and encodes 214 amino acids. NCBI's taxonomy places the organism in Eukaryota, Metazoa, Arthropoda, Insecta, Lepidoptera, Pieridae. The record is from RefSeq and is a predicted model, not a curated record.
GAAAUAGGGAAUACACUAUAAUAUAUUUGUAAACAUUAACUAAAAUCGUUAUGUACGUCUGGUUAUUGCCGUUCACCUAUUUAGAUCAGGGCUGAGUCAUGAUACCUAACAAGUUGAUGUAUGUAUGUAGAUGUGGCAUUAAUAUUUAUUUAAUGUUUAAGUUGAACGAAUACGCGGAAGAUAUGGAAGCAAUUUCAAGAUCAUUUGAAGAAAGAGUGAGGAUGAAACUUAACGCAGAGAAGAAAAGCGCUGGGACGUAUGGUUAUAAUCAUUUUAAAAUACCAAAUGAUUUUAAAGACUUUGGCCGUCGAUUUGUUCUUCAAUAUCCGUAUACAGAAAAAAAAGUCCCAGUUAUAAAUAUUACGGACGAAGACAAUUUGCACAAGACUGUAAAGGACUUCCUAUUGGAGAACGACUUAUACGAACAAUCGAUCACUCUAGUACAGGCACCGCCUGAUAUAGUAUUGGAAGUGGCUAGACAAUCAGCGUUACUCCAAGCUGCAACUCCAAUAAACCCUUCUGAUGAUGUCAUCCACAGAAAUAUACUUCGAAGUGGUGAUUAUUGGAACGAUGUUGUCGAAGAGCCUGUAAAUACAGAUUUAUUUUUACGAUCCAAACCGCAAACAAAUAUUAAUUCAUUACAUCUACGAUUUCAACCAGGAUCUAAUUUGUACGACCUUGUUACCGAGUUAAAAAAGAUCUCACCACGAUUGUUGUAUGUAAUAAAUGAUGAUUCUGAAUAAAUAGUACUUUAACAAAGAGAAAUAUGUACAUACAAUUUUAAUAAAAGUGCGUAUUGUUUAAAUGUCUUCAUGAAAAUUCAAGACAUAUUUUUCAGAGUACUAUUAUAACGAUAUGGAUUUUUCGUUUAAAUUGACUAAUUAUUUUGCUAAUAUUUAUUAUACACAGACAACAAUAAAGUUUUUAGCAUUGGC